AAAGAAUAAAAUCUCACAUCCGAUUUUUCGGGCAAGGCCCAUCUUCUUGCUAGCUACUGUCUACUGCCUGGUAGAAGUACAUGUAGUAAGUUUCUAUUCGCUUCUACUUUCUUUUGCUUCAGUUCUAGUACAAUCACAGUAAAAAAUAGUGAUCCCACAGUAAGAGAGAAUUAUUUUUACGGAAGAGCAAGUAAGUAAGAAGACCCAGGGGUCGAUACUCUCCUUACAAUACAGUGAAUAAAGUAAAGGCUGGGUACGGGUCUGGAACCUUCCCUUUCUCCAGUACAGUUUUACAUAGCAUCCGAAAUCUUUGAACGCCAGAAUUAAAUUAUUUGUCAGGAUCUCAGCAAUGGCUGAAACGGCUAGCUUCCCUCGCACGGUGUUAGUGACCGGAGCAAAUCGUGGUAUUGGUUUGGGAAUAGUCAGACAAAUGCUGCAGUCCGGUGCGACUAGUCCUGCUGCCGUGGUUGCUGGUAGUCCAGACUUCCUAUUCGCUACACAUCGUGCGCCGCUAGGGAGUGACACUAUGGCGGAUUUGGAAUCGCUGGCGAAAGAACACCCCAAACUCCAUCUCUUGAAACUUGACGUGAAAGACGAAUGUGGAAUCAAACGUAUUGCUGAUUCUGUUGAGAAGGCUGUGGGAGAGCUGGGGCUGAACUUACUCAUCAAUAACAGUGGGCUGAAUGAUCCAGCUGAUAGGCAUGCCAACAUCAGUGAACUGGACAGUGCGGCUAUGCUUGAGCACUUGUCAGUCAACACAAUAGGGCCAGUAUUGCUGACGCAGGCCUUCAUGCCUCUACUACAACGUGCUGCAGAUCAGAAUGCCAGUGAAGCGCUGGGAAGCCAGAGGGCCGCAGUGGUCUAUGUAAGCUCACGACUUGGCUCAGUGGCCCUGAGCAGUGAAGGACGCGUUGAGGCAGUCCACAACACAAAGUGCAGGAUGUAUGCGUAUCGAUGCAGCAAAUCGGCAUUGAACAUGAUGGCAAGGGUCAUGUCGUACGAACUGCAGCCACUUGGUAUUCUUUCCUUACUGAUUCAUCCCGGCUGGGUGAAGACAGGAAUGGGCGGUGCGAAUGCUGAUUUUGAAGUGGCCGACUCCGUACGCGGCAUAUUGACACAAGUGCGUAAGCUAGAUGAGGAGCAUAAUGGAGCCUUUGUGUCUCAUACCGGGGAAGUACUGCCAUGGUGAACCGGCUGUCAGCCUCCGUUGACGCAAUUAAUUGCUUGCUACUACACGUGUGAACAGGGUCACCGGAAGAUGUUUUUGAUUCGUUCGGCAUCACCGUAGUCUUUCGUACUUUGUGUAUAAUACAGCGGGCAGUACACACAACCUCCUCAGCAGUGAACAUGCGUUGGUGGCUAACAAAGUUGGUCCCGGUUGGCGACCUGACCAACCGGACGGGUUCCGGCGGGCCUGAUGAAUGUGAAUUUACAAUGAUCUGCAGCUGAAAACCACACCGUGAGUGUACACUAUGAUGAUCCGCGGUGACGUACAGAACAACCGGACAAUGAACACACUGACUCGGCGCUACAAAAUACGACCCUCAUGCAAACUCGCGGAAAUCUUUUUCAGAUGCCCAGCAAUUGUACCAGUAAGUGGGUAUGAAUCAAUCUUUAAUCCUUAUAUAUGUAAUCUUUAAUCCUUUAUCAUCACUGUAAGUUCCAUGCAAUCAUGUACUCGUGUCAUAUAAUUAUUUAUUCACCCAUUGCCACCGCACGCAUAUCAAUACAUGCAGUCGCAAUAAUCCUUUGUGUUUCACUGGAAAAUUGGAAGUCCCUUUUCGGGUUUGGUUUUGGAUACAGGAUGAAUAUGGGACAGACUUUGGACAGUCAAAUUAUUUGCAGCACUGCUGAGAUCUCUAUUAUCAUUGAAUAUUGCUGGAACCGUGAUAAUGCAUAAUUGUUUCAUCCGAUGAUUUCUUAAGUUAUCACUUCGGCUUCUGCAGCCAUACUGCACGCUGCCGCUGCCGGCUCAAUGGGCUCUCACUCCACGGCAGCGACCUAUUUUUAUCGUUACUAACGUUGUCUCGUAUUCAUAUUACAUGUACUUACUAGCUAGGUGUGAUAGUAGUAGGCGGAGCAGGCUAGAGACUGCAGCGUAACGUUAUCAAGCAAGCCAUAGCAUGUAAGACACACCAGAACAGACUGCAGCCGUGGAUUAUUACUGUGCAGUUGCUGUCAUGCACUGCUGACCACAUAACCGAUUGCGCUAUAUGUACUCUCAUUUCUAUUUUUGAGGAAAUCCUCCAAGACUUGGCAUUCUUCUUCGGUCCCGGGCUGAGUCCUGUGUUGGAGCUACUUCAAAUAGGUAUCAUGCCAUUGAAUGUGUCAGUACUCCUCGUCAGUUUUGUGCCAUGUUGUUGCACUAGCGGACUGUGUAAUUAUGAUCUCAGUUGCAUUAAUGCACAGUUUGUCAUUACUCGUAACAUCGUUGUCCUUCCUUUUAUUAGUUGUAGGGUUCU
This is a messenger RNA of Sycon ciliatum, 2462 nucleotides long. RefSeq names its product C-signal-like. Bases 350 to 1189 code for a protein of 279 amino acids. Gene Ontology annotation, molecular function: oxidoreductase activity. NCBI's taxonomy places the organism in Eukaryota, Metazoa, Porifera, Calcarea, Leucosolenida, Sycettidae. The record is from RefSeq and is a predicted model, not a curated record. Gene Ontology annotation, cellular component: cytoplasm. The transcript has a single exon.